AUGGAAGAUGGUGAUGAAGAAGCAUUGAAGAUCUGGUCAAGAUUCAGAGAUUUAUCUAUUGACAAAUAUAUUGAUACUUAUGCUCGUCUUAAUAUUAAAUAUGAUGUCUAUUCUGGUGAAUCUCAAGUUCCACAAGAAAAAAUGAAAGAAGCUACCAAGAUGUUUGAAGACAAGGGAUUGAUUGAUAUUGAUCGUGGUGCCAAAUUGAUUGACUUGACUAAAUUCAACAAGAAAUUAGGUAAAGCAUUGGUUGAAAAAUCCGAUGGUACUUCUCUUUACUUGACCCGUGAUGUUGGUGAAGCUAUUAAGCGUUAUGAAACUUAUAAAUUUGACAAGAUGAUCUAUGUUAUUGCUGCUCAACAAGACUUGCACUGUGCUCAAUUCUUUGAAAUUUUGAAACAAAUGGGAUUCGACUGGGCUAAGAACUUGGAACACGUCAACUUUGGUAUGGUUCAAGGUAUGUCUACCAGAAAGGGUACUGUUGUUUUCUUGGAUAACAUUUUACAAGAAACCAAAGAAAAAAUGCAUGAAGUUAUGCAAAAGAAUGAAGAAAAAUAUGCCCAAAUUGAAGAUCCAGAUAAGAUUGCUGAUUUGAUUGGUAUUUCUGCUGUUAUGAUUCAAGAUAUGCAAUCUAAACGUAUUCAUAAUUAUGAAUUCAAAUGGGAUAGAAUGACUUCAUUUGAAGGUGAUACUGGUCCAUAUUUGCAAUAUGCUCAUUCACGUUUAUGUUCAAUUCAAAGAAAAUCCGGUAUUUCUAUUGAAGAAUUGGAACAUGCUAACUUUGAUUUGCUAGUUGAACCAUGUGCUGUUAACUUGGUUAGAACUUUGGCUCAAUACCCAGAUAUCAUCAAGAGAGCUGUUAACAGUUUGGAACCAUCUACUAUUGUUACUUAUUUGUUCAACUUGACUCAUAUUGUUUCUCAAUGUUAUGAUAUCUUGUGGGUUGCUGGACAAGAAAAAGAUCUUGCUGUUGCUAGAUUGGCAUUAUAUGAAGCUACCAGACAAGUGGUAAACAAUGGUAUGAAAUUGUUAGGUUUGACUCCUGUUGAACGUAUGUAA
Molecule: messenger RNA, 1059 nt
Organism: Candida tropicalis MYA-3404
Lineage: Eukaryota; Fungi; Ascomycota; Pichiomycetes; Serinales; Debaryomycetaceae
Product: arginyl-tRNA synthetase
Exons: 1
Coding region: 1-1059 (352 amino acids)
Biological process (GO): mitochondrial translation; arginyl-tRNA aminoacylation
Cellular component (GO): mitochondrion
Molecular function (GO): ATP binding; arginine-tRNA ligase activity
Source: RefSeq, a predicted model, not a curated record